This is a messenger RNA of Adineta steineri, 1525 nucleotides long. The record is from the annotation of a GenBank genome assembly. NCBI's taxonomy places the organism in Eukaryota, Metazoa, Rotifera, Eurotatoria, Adinetida, Adinetidae.
ACCAGUAUUAAGUAUGACAAUUGAUUAUCGUCAUCCACGUUUAUAUGCUAUGUUAUCAAAUGGUGAGAUUGAAAGUUAUGCAAUUGACUCGAGUCAACCAUGGAAAACAAAUAUUUAUCGUUUUAAAGAAGUAAGACCUUAUUCAAUUGAUCUUCAUGAUGAUACACUUGUUGUUAUGGUAUAUAAUGCAAGUGAUUCAACUUAUGGUGAAAUGUGGGUAGAGAAAUUUGGAAGAAUUGUUACAGAUCAAUAUCGAAAAUUUAAAACACCAAUGAUUGUUCGUUAUAUACAUGAAUUCAAAUAUCCAACAGCGGAUAUAUCAAAUAUGGUUGAACAAGUUUGUUCCGAUUCUUCUUGUCUCAAUGGUCGCAUUUGUAUAUCAACUCCUUUCUAUCGACCACUUUGUAUUAUUCCAGGAGAAUUAAAUUUAUGUGGUUCAUCUUGUCAUAGUCGUGGCAUAUGUUCGAAUGGUCAAUGUAUAUGUUCCAAUCGAACGUACACUGGUGAUGAUUGUGAAAUGUGUCAAUUAACAAAUUCAAUAAAUGUUGGUUGUUUUCAUAUUGAAAAUGAUUCUCAACCACCAUGUAUGUGUUAUUUAUCUCAAUCAAAACGUCGACAAACACCUUAUCUAUGUACAACACUUAAAAAUGAUCGUGGUGAAAUUGAAGUUCCAUGUGAUCGUUUUAUAUCAUCAAUAAAACGUGAUCAAUGUUCACGAACAUUAUUUCUUGAAUCAUUAUGUGAAGAAACAACACACAUAUUAAUGUAUCAUAUUCAAACACAAACUUGUAUUUGUAGAGAAAUAAAUAAUAAAACAAUAAAUUGUUUUAAUAAUGGCCUUUUAAUUAUUAAUGAUAUUGAUAAUUCAUCAAUAUGUUCAUGUUCGUUACCAUUCACGGGUAAUCAAUGUGAAGUAAAUCUGUGUCAAAAUCGUUGUCAAAAUAAUGGUACAUGUACAAUAAAUGGAAGUAAUAUUAUUUGCAAUUGUCCUAAUGGUUUUUAUGGUAAUCAAUGUGAAUAUAAUAUAUGUCAAAAGACAAAUUGCCAAAACAAUGGUAAAUGUUAUAUAGAAAAUAAUCAAGCAAUAUGCCGUUGUCGACAAGGUUUUUCUGGUUCGAAUUGUCAGAUUAAAAUCAGAUUUCAAUGGCAUAGUUGGUUUUUAAUUAUAUGUGCUUGUGGAAUAUUAAUAUUUAUUGCAUAUGGUUUUAUUCGAUAUCAUUCGAAAAUGAUACGCUUAAAAUAUUUAUUUGCACAUCAUCGUCUUCAUGAACAAAUUGGUUUAGAAACAAAUUCAAAUAAUAUGAUGUAUAGUCAUGUACCAACACAAGAAACUAAUAAUCAUGAUCGAUUAUUAGAAGAUGUAUUAGCUGAUGAACUUGAAAUAUCUGUACCAACAGUAUCAAUAAAUAAUUCAAAUAAUAAAAUAGAUGAUUUUGGUGAUGAUCCAUUUUAUGUUGAUGAAAAACAACCGAUAUUUAAUGGAGAUCAUAUCAAUAGUCGAUCGACAAAUACAGGAAUUUUAUGA